This is a messenger RNA of Aplysia californica (California sea hare), 8989 nucleotides long. RefSeq names its product phosphorylase b kinase regulatory subunit beta. Gene Ontology annotation, molecular function: calmodulin binding. The transcript is spliced from 26 exons. Gene Ontology annotation, biological process: glycogen metabolic process. The record is from RefSeq and is a predicted model, not a curated record. NCBI's taxonomy places the organism in Eukaryota, Metazoa, Mollusca, Gastropoda, Aplysiida, Aplysiidae. The coding region runs from base 307 to 3588 and encodes 1093 amino acids. Gene Ontology annotation, cellular component: phosphorylase kinase complex.
GGCCAGACUCAUAUCAGUACAGAGUAAAGAAGAAAAGGUUGCGAUUUUUCUGUUUCUCUUGACAUAGAAUCAAGGCCUAACUUUGUUUAGAUCUAUUCGUGGCUAAUGGUGGCUUCCACUGAAAAGGUCUUGUUUAUUUUAUGCAGGAUAGAUCUCAGGCACUUUGAAGUAUUCGAUUUGGAGUGAAGACACGGGAAUGCAAACUGCUUGUUUAUUUGCGCACCAAAUAAGUUUUAGGGAUAUUGCCAGCCAUUGUGUUCAAAGAGGAAAUAUCAAUGGAUUUGUAAAUUGCCAAAGACACAGUAGAUGAUGAAAGACGCUAUGGCGGUGCCACCCCCAAAACAGAAAAUGUAUGACUCGAGGUUCUCACGGGUGGUGUCAAAAGACAAGGAGCCGCCUGCCCUGAGCGUGAAGCUAGAUGUGUUUUAUAUGAAGUUGAAAAGGCAGAUACUUCAAUACCAGAGCCCAACCUUUGCCCUGUUUCCGUCAAUAGGGUCUGAGCUAAACACCAACAGAAUCGCUCACGUCAGAGACACAAUCUAUUGUGCGGUUGCUGUGUGGUCUCUUUCUCAAGCUUACAAGAAGAUUGACGAUGACCAGGGACGAGCUCAUGAGCUGGGGCAAGCGGCAGUGAAAAGCAUGAGAGGUGUGCUACACUGCUGGAUCAGACAGGCUGACAAGGUCGAGAAGUUCAAGUCUAACCAGAGCCCUCUGUACGCGCUGCAUUCAACUUUUGACAUGCUGACGGGCGACCCGACCUACCGCGAUGACGAGUACGAGCACCUACAGAUUGACACUGUGGCCUUGUUCCUUCUCUUCAUGAGCCAGAUGAUCUCCUCCAACCUGCAGGUGAUUUAUUCUACGGACGAAGUGAAUUUUGUUCAAAACUUGGUGUUCUAUGUGGAGAGGGCAUAUCGAACUCCAGACUAUGGCAUGUGGGAGAGAGGAAGUAAAUACAACAAUGGAAGCACAGAAAUCCACGCAAGUUCUAUCGGGAUGGCCAAAGCUGCCCUGGAGGCGGUCAACGGGUGUAACCUGUUCGGAGAACAUGGUGCCGCCUGGUCUGUCAUCUUUGUGGACAUCGACGCUCACAACAGGAACAGAACCAUCUUCGAGACGAUCUUACCUCGGGAAUCCAAUUCCAAAAACACAGACGCGUCUCUGCUGCCCACGGUGGGCUGGCCUGCGUUUGCCAUCCACGAGGAGCCCAUCAGAAAGCGGACGGUGGAGAAAGUGACGCGCAAGCUCAAAGGGAACUGGGGGAUCAAGCGCUUUCUCCGUGAUGGCUACAAGACCGUGGCCGAGGACAAGACGAGGAAGUAUUACAAACCUGCAGAGAUUAAGAAUUUUGAUGGGAUUGAAUCUGAGUGGCCGAUGUUCUUUGUGUAUCUGCUAAUAGACAGUAUUUUCCGCAAUGACAAAGAAGAUCAGAAGUACUACAGUGAAAAAAUUGACAAAGUUCUCUAUGACUCAACAGAUGGUAAGCUGCUGCCCAUGUACUACUACGUGGCCAAGUCCCAGGUGGAGAAGGAGAAGCAGUCGCCGGGCAGCCAGGAGAAGCAAGCGUCUGCUGAGGGCACCACCGCCGGCGUCUUCAUGUGGGGACAGAGCUUGCUCUUUAUCAGCCGCUUGCUCACGGAGGGGCUGCUGGGUAUCAACGACCUGGACUGCAUCAGACGCCAUCUGCCAGCCACAGAGCGACCCACUUUCAGCGCCCGCUACUCCAAGUUUCAGCCGAAAUUUUUUGCGAGAAGGAUAUUGAAAAAGGGCUCGGCUCCUGAUCUGGUGAUCCAGAUUGUGCUGAUCUCGGAGACGCCGCGUUUGCAGCAGCUGCUGGGAACCUAUGGCAUUGAGACGCAGACACCACACCAGAUCGAGCCCAUCCAGAUCUGGUCGCCCAAGGAGCUGACCAAAGCCUACGAGUACCUGGGCAUCAACAAAAAACUGGGGAUUACAGGCAGGCCGGGCCGCCCUUUUGGCGUGCUCAGUACCUCCAAGAUUUUCCGUGCGUGUGGCAAAACUGUCUUGUGUUAUCCUCUACUGUUUGAACUGAGUGACUUCUACUUGGCUCAAGACAUCAAGCUGGUCAUGGAUGACUGUAAGAAUGACCUGGCUUUCCUGGCCAAGUGCUGGAAACUGUCCGGGCGACCCACGUGGUGCAUGGUCAUCCGAGAAAACGCCAUCAGGGGACAGAACUUCACAGAGUUUCUCGAGCUCUUGUCGCAGUUCAAGAAGGGCGACGUGGAUGGCAUCAGAGUCCGACUGGGCCGUCUGCAGUCCUUCAUCUCCUCGGCCGCUGUGGAGCAUCUGGACUUCCUGAACCUGCUCCCAGACCCGGAUAUCUUCACGCCGUUUGAGGAGAAGUCAAUGAAGGCCAGCUUCAAGUCGCUCACUGAAAUUCCGCAGCUCAUAGCUUUGGAGGAGGAAUCUUUCAUCAACGAAACGAACCUGAGGACAAAGACGAGCCAAGAGCUGGUCUCUUACCUCAUGUCUGUGUCCGGGCUCAACGCUCAAGUGACCUUGCUGAAGCUUCUGUAUGAGAGAGAGGGCCCGUUCUAUUCCAUAGAUGGCAGCACAAUCAGUGAGCGGCUGGAGCGGCUGAUUGACCGUGCUGGGGCCUACAAGAACUGGUGGGCAGUGCGCAUGUGCUCCGCUCUGAUGGGCAAGCUGGUGGACUCGCUGGCACCCUCCAUCACCACCAUGUUGGUCCGAGGAAAGCAGAUCACGGUGGGUGUGUUUGGGCACGAGGAGGAAGUCCUGGACAAACCCAUCAGCCCCAACGAGCUCAAGAACAUCCUGUACUCCAAGUGCCUCCCCUAUGAUGUCUGCCAGGCCGUCCUACAGCAGGAGCUCAUUCUCUCCAUCGGGAAACUCAUCGCCACAUCACCUGAGCUGUUUGACGGAAUUCUCAAGAUUAGGAUCGGGUGGUUUGUGCGGGCCAUGCAGGUGGAGCUGGAGAUGGAGCAACAGGACGAGGAGAACCGCCGCGAGCUCAGCGCCCUCUCCCCGCACCAGGUCAAGCGCAUGGUCUGGUCCGUGCUCACCAAGAACUACCUGGAGGCUGACCUCAGAACACCAUUCCAGAAGAGGCAGCUGGACGGAGCGCUGAACCGAGUGCCCAAAGAUUUCUACGACAAAGUCUGGGAGAUACUGGAGAAGACACCAGGGGGAAUCAAAGUGUUGGGAUACUUGUUGCCACAGCAACCGACCCAGUCGGACAUGACAAUGUACGAGCUCAACUUCUCGCUGCUGGUGGAGCAGAUGCUCAGCAAGAUCGCCGACCCGUCGUACCGUCAGCUCAUGGUGGAAGCUUUUAUGGUUGUGUCCACAAUACUGGAGAGAAACCCGGAGCUCAUGUUCCACCAGUCGGCGAACAUGGAUAAGAUUAUUCAAGAAGCGUACGAAGAUUUCCAGCAAGAUCUCAACCGCAUGGAAGGGCGGGAGAAACAGGACGACAUGCAUCGGUUUUUCAACACUCCCCCGAAUGUGCGCUACGGCACCACGGCCUACAUCGCUAAAGCUGUGAUAAAAAACCUGCUGGACGGGGACUUGAGGGUUGUGUCGGAGGAUCUGUGCACCAUUGCUUGAUUCUGUCUUGAUCUGUGCACCAUUGCUUGAUUCUGUCUUGAUCUGUGCACCAUUGCUUGAUUCUGUCUUGAUGUGUGUACCGUCGUUUGAGUCUGUGGUGAUGUGUGUACCGUCGUUUGAGUCUGUGGUGAUGUGUGUACCCUCAUUUGAUUCUGUGAUGACGGGUGCACCACUUUCACUUGAUUCUGUGGUGAUGGGUGCACCAUCGCUUCAGUCUGUGGUGAUGGGUGCACUGUCGUUUCAGUCUGUGGUGAUGUGUGUGUGUGUUGUAGAUAGCUUCUUCGUAAACUUUGCUUUGUCUAUUAACCCAUGCUCGCUUAAAACGAAUCUAGACCGGACAUUUUCCGUGCGAGCAGAAUGGACAAAAUGUGCGGUUUUCAAUGACUAAAGUUUGUGGGUGUGAAAUUUGUUGGUUCCCUCAAUGAAUGUGCCACACAGUUGUGUUUUAUGAGGGAAGCCUAUCACUGGCAAGCUGUUUAAAAGUUUUAAGCCCAGAUAGCAACAUUUGUUAGGAGAAAGAAAAAGCUGUUGUAUCUACAUCAUGUAUUUUGUUUAGCUUUUUUCUCCAACAUUUAUAAUAAAAUUUGGAUUUCAACAAAAUGUUUCUUGAGCAAAUGUAACCAAUACCACAGAUUGAGAAGCUGCAGUGAAAAAAAAAAUCAAAAUUUUUUGCUUCGUACAUGUGAGCAGCUUGCUGAGGGUAUGUGAGAGGAGGCAAUGUGACACAAAGGGUUAACUGUGAGAUGAGGCAAUGUGAUGGAGAAGGGUUAACAGUGUUUGAGUGUGGUGUGGGUGACCUUUUCCUCCCAGGCAGAUGGAGGUCUGGGGAUACCAGUCCACACAACAUUUUGGUCAUCCUUUGUCUGACUGAGUGGCUGAUCAGAUUACUUCAGGUUUUUUUUAACAGAACUAUGAGCAAUAAAUAAUGAGGUUGUUCUGCAAUUAAUUGUACUGUUUGCCUCAUGGAAGACUAGACUUGUUUUUUAGUUUGUUCAAAUAGUAGGAUGAUGAACUGGUCUAUUGGUACAUUUGUCUAUAGGUGCUGUAUUGUCUCUCUAUACAUCGUCUGUUUGACGGAGACAAAGCUUGUCAUGCAGAAAAAGUAGCUUGAGAAUGUUGGGAGUUUUUUGUUUGUGAUGUCCUGUCCCCUACAUGAAACCUUUGUGUUGUCAUUUAUUGUCUGUGUAUGCUUAUGGUGUGUGUGUUUGUUUGUAGGUGUGUUAAUUUGUGUUUGUGUAUGUUUCUGGGGGGUGUAAUUUGUGUGUAUAAUGUGUGUAUGUGAGUGUGUGAGUGUGAAAGUGUGUGUCUUUGCAGCCGCACCAACAAUAGUCCUAUAUCACUGGCGGCAGACGUAGAGGCCGUGGGUCUGACUCGGUCCAGUGAGUGAUUGUGUGACAGGCGAAAAGAUCACGUGUUGGGGGUUUGGCAUCAGCAGCUUUAAUUUCUAAAUUCAGGAUCAUUUUCUGAAAGUGUUUGAUGAAACCUGACUUUUUGCUGUGGUUGUUUGUUUUUGGGGAGGGUUUUUUCACCUUGUAACUUGUAGUGCUACUUCAAACAGGUCGUGCUGUUGCGAAGAAGAAAUAGCCCAGUAUCCCGGAUGUGGUUCUUCAAGCAUUUUUCUCUCCCUUAUAAUUAUAUCACUGACAUCACACACAGUAUGUGUCACUUCAAAAGUGAUAACAUACCUUUUUUUUAAAGCUCAUUGACAUGUUUCCACCACAAUGAAUCUUUCACUUCUCUGAAGCACUUUGAUUUAGGACGUCUAUGAUUUAACAUGUGUCUUCAAUAGAACUUGAGAUAUUUACGUUGGAAAGAGAGAGUUUGGUGGAGGGGGGGCUGCCUAGUUUCAGAGGCAAAAUUAGUGAGAUAAUGGCUUCCAAAGUUUGGUGACUUCCGUAGCUUGAGAAUCCUUGGAAACUGAAAAAAAAGUUUUGUGCCUUUAAUCAAGAUGUUCCAGUAAAAUCCACCCAGAAUUGUGUUUUUGAAUGGACAUAAAAAUGUUGAGCCCAAAAUACAAAUUUGGAUUUAAAAAAAAGGUUUUCCCCAAGGUUUUUUGUUGCUUCUGUGGAUAAAGAUAAAAUGAGAUUUUCAAAGCAGACAGUUGAGACAGUUGUGAAGUCUAAGAUGUCGUUUAUCCAAGGUUGAGGUGGUUCGGAGCUUUUGUACCAUGCAAAAAUGUCACCAUCUGCCUCAGUUUCACACACACCCCCCCCUCGUCAUCUGUCCGCAAGCCGUGCUCUGCUCUCCCUGUACCGGUGCCCUACAUGGUGGGCAAACCAUUACUUGUUGUUGCUUUUACUUUUCUAAUGUUGAUCACGAGUGAUAAUUUACUGUUGUAGAUUUUUUUUUCUUUCAGGACAUAAUUUUUAGUACAGUGCAGCCUCUCUAUAAAGACCUUCGAUAUAACAACAUCCUCUGAGCGACAUGGUGAUCAGGUCCCGAUUUUUUCUUUAUAUAUCGUUACUAAUUUUUCGUUCCCUUUCUAUUUAACUAUUAUGUCAACUCUCUAUAACUAUAGCAACAUUUUUUUCUGGUCCCGACUAUGUCGUUAUAUAGAGGCUGCACUGUACAUUGUAAUUGUAUGUGUAGAGAAGACAUAAUUUCUGUUGUUACUAAUGUUACUCUGGUACGUUCAGAACAAAAGCACAAAAAAAAGGAAAUAAAAGCAAGAUUUGGUAGUCCAGCUUUUACACAUGGAGACUGUUUGUGUUUGGUCACAGUCAGUAGAUGGCGGGGUUAAGCUUUGGCCCUACCACGUGUUUUUGUUCAUGAUUGGCAAACUUCCCACAGCAUUGUCUCCACAAAACUGUGUCUACUUAGUAUGCCAGUAAAUGAGGCAUCACCUCAUUUAUUAUUACAAGCUUGCCAGCACUUUCGAAACCCAAACAGGGACACCCAAUGUUAGAGCUUCAGAUUGCGUAACGAUGAACAAACUGACAUCGAGUGAGACUGGGUUUUGGUGUAGUGUAUGUGAUAAGGUUAUAAUGUCCUCUCAAAUUCCCGAUUGCCAAAUUUGGGACAGUCCUGAGGAAAUCCGAGUCAAUUGGCGAGUGUGUUGUUGGUCAAGAGUUCCGUAGCAGGUUUUUUUCUUCUGUCACAACUGUUAAUAAAUUCUUCAGUCAAAAGUCAGGGUUUUCAUGAGCAGUUCAUCUUGAUACUUUACGGCAAAUAUGCCAAACUGCAUAAUACUUUGUAUUAUCUUUUCAAAAAAUAUUUGUCCUUGACAAAGUGUUUUUCUACCAAAAAAUUUGUUCUUAAUUCUUUGCUGCAUCUACUACCAUUUGCGUGAAUAAUGGAACAUGUUUUUUUUUUUAAGCUUCCUACACUAAUCAACGACCUUUUUCGUCAUGUGCUUUGUAUAUAUGUGGACGAUAUCUACAGCAUUAUAUUCAGAAGCGGUGCCAUAAAGAAGAAAGUAAGUUUGUGUGGACAAUCUGAGAGCAGCAGUGAGGUCACAAUCUUUUGUUUUCCUCAAAUAAACUGUCUGAGUUUUCUCCCCCAUUAGGCUACAUUGUUGAACAAGAUUUGCGAGACAUAAUUCCUGGUGUGUGCUCAGUUGCUGUCUGUGUGGACAAGUCAGCUGGUCUGUUGUGUAGUGGGAUGUACGUGGAUGUCGAACGUUUAUUUGAAAGUUUGACAAGUGGAGAUUCUGGAAUGAAAAGGUUCCUCUCGGAAUGUUUGUUUUCAAUUGUUCGGAGUUGGAGGGGCGUGGAGCCUUGGCCUGUACUCUCCUUGUAUCGUAUGUGGUGAAAAAGUGACAGCUCCUUGUCCAUUAUUUUCUGAGAUAACACCAUGAUAAUUUUGUUCUUCAUUUGAGGGGGAUAGAGUGUGAGAAAAUGUUAGCCUCAAAUAUAUACAGUAUAUCAACAAUGAGUGUAAACUGAGUUGGAUAGAGAGUGUGAGAAAAUGUUGAGUCUGAGAGUGAGGUGUGUAGUGUGUGCUAAGAGUAGGCAGUUUAGUGAACGCGCUCGUGGCAGGGCGAAUCGGCCGCGGUACGCCCCGUAGAUUUUUGUGACCGGCCGUGAAGCCUCGUGAAGUUAGAAUAAACAGGCGGGGGAAAGUGGGUAGUGGUAGUUUGUACAGGUGAUUGUUUUAGUCAGGAGGCGGUUAGAGCAGGUUCGACUGUUAUGUAGUCAAAAUAUCUCUGUGAUGAAUUCUGGAUGUGAUCUUCUGCGUGUAGCUUUCUCAAGGGUUAAAAAUAUUUUUAUCCAGCAUGUGGAAACUAGGUUUCUACUGUGAUGAUGUAAUCUUGCUGGAGUUUUUUUUUGUUUGUCAGCUGAUGUCUCAUUGUGUCUCAUUACAUGCAUGUUUACAAGAGUGUCAUUACCCCCUCUUGCCAAUUGAUCUUUUCUCAUAUAUAGUAGUAGUUUUUCCACAUGCAUAUAUUCAACUAUAAAACAUGUAUAUGGUCUCGGCACACAUCAUUUCUCAGUCACUGAUAACAUCUCGUAAUACUGAACAGGAAAAUAGAAAAAUGUGAUAAAACGUGCAAUAUGGCAACGAGACUUGGUCUGAUCGUCAUCAGAGGUACUAGCUCCGAGACCUCUUACUCAAGAAUGAAAGGUUAUUAUAAUUGUUGAAUGUGUCACGACAUGGUGGAAUCAGGAGCUCGUCAAUUAUUUGGCAUUUCUAGUUAAAGCUUGUUCAUUUGUUUUACUUUUGAUGAAUACAAUAUCCAUAGACUAACUAGAAUAGAAGUUGAGAUAUUUGUGACUGAAGGAGAUCGUGGUUGUAUAGUGUCAAUAGGUAAAAAUAGCAAGAAAAUGGCUGCCAAAGUCUGGUGAAUUCCAAAACUUGAGUGUCCUUGGAUACUGAAAAUUUACAUUAUUUUGUGCCUUUUACUUUGAUCAAAUGCCGAAAUAUGUUUUAAAUGGAAAAUAAAAGGUGUUUAACUUUUAAAAAAUAAAGAUAAUAUUGCUCUGUGGGCAGAAAAAUGUCGGUUUCUUCAUCAGUUCUCAUUAUUUUGGCGAGCGCUUGAUUUCACUGCAAUGUCACACCGUUGAUUUACCGCAAUGACACGCUACUGAAUGUAUCAAUGUAUAGCUCUGACAUAUCUAGUCUGUGAGAGUAAAAGAUUCAAGUGUGAGCUCAUUAUAAAUGUUCUCCCCCUAUAAAUUUGAAGAACAGUGCAGCUUUCCUCUCCCUUUCCUUUUAUUAAUUUUGUACUGUUUUCUUCUAUGCAUCAUGUUACACCCAAGCCCCCAUCCCCACAUUUGUAGAUUGUUUAUAGUAACAACAUAUUAAAUUGUUGCUGUCACAAGGAAAUGUUGAACUCGGCUUCACUUGACGAGUCAUGAACAUUUCUGAGUUCCUCAUUUUCUUGUGGCAGUUGUGAUGUACGAAGAUUGUACGUACCUAGCCUGAUGAAUGCUGUGAAUAAACCACUUGUUCGUACACUUGA